AUGGCUCUACACGAACCUCCUUCUAAGCUGAAUAGGCAUUCUCAUUCAAAUUUACUAAGGCCGCCGUCAUUAAAUAAACCUAUAUUGACGUUUGCUGACAAUGAUUGUUUAAAAACGCCCACUAUGAAUGAUAUGUUAAAAACGCCUACAGUGAAUUCGCCCCGACAUACACCUAUGAGUAUAGACGGAACGCCCAAAGUGAACGGAUUUUCCGGAUUCACGCCUCAAACCGAUCAGACAUUUUUUGGAGAGCAUGAGCCACUCUUUAAUCAAUUUGAAAUGCGCACAUCGACAUCAACAGCCUCCACAUCAUCUGAAAGGAAGCCGGCUUACAGUAGUGAACAUCCAUGCAGCUCGAAUGUGGAUACAAAAACAAAAGAUUUGGCGACACCUAAUAAUAAUAGUUUUGGUAUACCUAGGAUGACGAAUGGUCAUAGUAAACCAAAACCUGAAGAGUUGAAAUUAAAAGAAGAUGAUUCAAAUGCACCUACAGUUAGUGUAGAUUCACCUGGCUUAUCAGCUUCUAUGUUUCAAUUUUCUCCAAUGGUGGAACAUUUUUUACAAACACUUACGAACAAGGGAAGUACAACAGGAUUACCCGAGCUGCAAGUGGAAGCAAAAACACCCGCUUUUAAUCAAGAACCUCUAGAUUCUAUUAAGCCCCCACCAGCGCGGCGGAAUUCAGAUGAAGAAAGCAGGUAUACAGAUGUGCUACAUGUUCCAAUGCUGCCUAGGAAAACAAGUGAACCAUCACACCUCGGAUCGACACUCCAAAACGAGCAACCAUCUACAAGCUCCCGACCGUCCACAGCUAUUCCAAGAGUGACACGAACUAAUACAUCAAGCAGUUUGAGAUCUUUGGAGCAUUCAUCAAUUUCUCCAAUUCCACAUGCGGAGGAUCCAUACAUGAACUCUAGCUACUCCAGCCUCUCGUCUCACACUUCAUUCUCGGACAGCAGCAGCUUGGCACACUUCGAACCGAAAUCUGAGCCAAUGGAUGAUUACGGUUACAGUUACAACUCUGAAGUUGCUGAAAAUGACUUCGGACCGUAUGACUUCACAUCAGCUUCAGAAGAGCUCAAGAACAUCGGAUGCGGGAAGAUGAAGGCUAACAAGAUGCCUCUCCAGGACAGACCAUACAAGUGUCCACGUGACGGAUGUGACAGAAGGUUUUCGAGAAGCGAUGAGCUCACAAGACAUAUCAGAAUUCACACCGGACAAAAACCAUUCCAGUGCCGAAUCUGCAUGCGCGCUUUCUCUCGAUCCGACCAUCUCACAACUCAUGUGAGAACUCACACUGGAGAGAAACCAUUCUCGUGUGACAUCUGUGGCCGCAAGUUCGCAAGAAGUGAUGAACGAAAACGGCACACUAAAGUUCAUAAGACAACGGGACUUAACAAGAACAAGCUCGACAAAAUGAAGCCACACUUCGAGUGA
This is a messenger RNA of Caenorhabditis remanei, 1437 nucleotides long. RefSeq lists its product as uncharacterized. The transcript has 8 exons. The coding region runs from base 1 to 1437 and encodes 478 amino acids. Lineage: Eukaryota; Metazoa; Nematoda; Chromadorea; Rhabditida; Rhabditidae. The record is from RefSeq and is a predicted model, not a curated record. Gene Ontology annotation, molecular function: RNA polymerase II cis-regulatory region sequence-specific DNA binding; DNA-binding transcription factor activity, RNA polymerase II-specific. Gene Ontology annotation, biological process: regulation of transcription by RNA polymerase II.